Messenger RNA from Lolium perenne, 1000 nucleotides. RefSeq names its product germin-like protein 1-2. Gene Ontology annotation, molecular function: manganese ion binding. The record is from RefSeq and is a predicted model, not a curated record. NCBI's taxonomy places the organism in Eukaryota, Viridiplantae, Streptophyta, Magnoliopsida, Poales, Poaceae.
ACGCGCUUUACGACCUUGUAAACCGCCUGCAACAUCAUCAGUCAAUCAUCCGCCUCUCCGCCCGAUCUCUAUUUAUAGCGAGCGAACCGCGACACACAAUCACCACCAGUCCAAGAUCAAUACAUUGCAAGCUACGACUGACACUUGCACCUGAUCGAUCGAUGGCAUCGUCUCGCUACGGUAUGCUCCAGGUGCUGCUGGUGGUCGCCGCAGCCCUCACCGCGGCGCCGGGCGUCCUCUCGGACCCGCCGCCGCUCCAGGACUUCUGCGUGGCCGACCUGAAGGCCGCGACGGCGGUCGACGGGUUCCCCUGCAAGCCAGCGUCGACCGUCGUGGACGACGACUUCUUCUCCGCGGCCAUGGUAUCCGGGCCCAGCACCAACAACCCCUUCGGCGUCAACUCCACGCGCGCCACCGUAUCCGCCUUCCCGGGCCUGAACACGCUGGGCCUCUCCAUCACGCGCACCGACCUCGCGCCGGGCGGCAUCAACCCGCCGCACUCGCACCCUCGUGGUUCGGAGCUGGUGCUGGUGCUCAAGGGCGAGGUCAUGGUCGGGUUCACGACGGCGACCAACCAGCUCUUCUCCAAGGUGGUGAAGCAGAACGAGCUCUACGUGGUGCCCCGCGGCCUGCAGCACUACCAGCUCAACGUUGGCAAGGGAGACGCCGUGUUCAUGGCUAUGUUCGACGCCCAGUCGCCGGGCCUGGUGGUGCCGACGCUCGGGCUCUUCGCCACCAAACCGGCGAUGCCCAUGGAGGUGCUAACCAAGACGUUCCUCAUGGGCGAGGACGAGGUUAGCGCAAUGAAGUCCAAAUUCGUCGGCUUCUGAAUCUGACUGAAUAUUAGUGGUGUUGUAGCGCGGCUCAGCUGCUAAUGAGAUCCGCUGCUGUACCUGGCUGUACCCUAUUCGUUUUGAAGUGUGCGUGUUUGUUGUUGUCCCUGUAUCCGACUGAUCUUCUCAGAGACUGUUUUAAGGUGGAAUCUCCGCGUUCUGUUUUA